This is a messenger RNA of Trichoderma aggressivum f. europaeum, 1821 nucleotides long. RefSeq lists its product as uncharacterized. The record is from RefSeq and is a predicted model, not a curated record. The transcript is spliced from 6 exons. Gene Ontology annotation, molecular function: cysteine-type peptidase activity; deNEDDylase activity. Gene Ontology annotation, biological process: proteolysis; protein deneddylation. Lineage: Eukaryota; Fungi; Ascomycota; Sordariomycetes; Hypocreales; Hypocreaceae. The coding region runs from base 1 to 1821 and encodes 606 amino acids.
AUGGAGGAGAAGCGGAAAGUCGGCGAGAAGGGGAAAAAGGGAGGAUGGGGGGGGGCGCGCGAAGACGACGAUGGAUGGGGAAUUGGGGGUCGGUUUUGUUUGUUUUUUCGAGCACUAGAGAGAGACGGAGACAGAUAUGCGGACGUCAAGGUCAUCAUCGGCGUCUUCAUCGCCUACUGGAAACUGGAGAACGCCUCAAUGGCAGUGACGCAAGUGCAAGGCACAGCCCACAUGUUUUCACUUGAGCCGGUGUCUCCGGGCGCUGCCUUGGUUUUGGUUUGCAGUCAUUUCACCGGCUUCUCCUUCAUCUACCGAAGCCGCGAGUCCAGCUCCGGCAGCAGCACAAGCUCGUCCGAGUCAAUUCGUCCUUGGGGCAGCUCCAGCACCAGCCGCGCGACGCCGCGCGACGAUUCGCAUAGCAAGAGGAAGAGGCGCAAGCACAGGAUGCCUUUCCGACAGCGCAUGGCCCGCCAUUUCGGCGAUUCUCUGGCCCCCGAAAAGGCCUACCUCAGCUACUACGAUGUCCUCCUCACCGUCGAAGACAUCAAGUCGCUUAAGAAUGAUUGGCUGACCGACAACAACAUUGCCUUUUGGGAAGAGUAUCUCGAGCACGAGACGCUCCCGCGCUUCCCCCAGGCCCGCAUCAUCCUGCUGCGACCCAGCAUGACGUUUCUGCUCAUGAAGGAACCCGACAUGCGCCAUGUCCAGGCGGCCCUGCCCGACUUCUCCAAGGUCACCCACGUCUUCCUGCCCAUCAACGACAACCGGAACGUCGCCAUGGCCGAGGGCGGAAGCCACUGGUCGCUGCUCCUGGUCUCGGUUCUCGACGGCAUUGCCUUUCACUACGACUCGCUCGGCGGCGCCAACUAUGCGGAGGCGGCCCUUGCGACGCGCAAGCUUGGCACAAUUGUCGGACGACAGAUUCGAUUCAUCAACCUCGAAGACUCCCCCCAGCAGGAAAACGGCAGCGACUGCGGCGUGUUUGUCUGUCUUUUGAUGCGGCACCUGCUUGUCAAGCGCUUGCUGGUGGCCAAUGCGCGCGAGAAAGUGUCCAUGAGCAUGGCUGGAAAGAUGGUCGAUAGCAACGGCGGCCGGAAAGAGAUGCUCAAGAUUAUCGAAAACCUGCGCAAAGAGGGAGAGCAAUUCGAGAAGCGUUUGGCUCGGCAACACGGAGGCGACAAGACCAAGACUGAGCAGUCUCCUGUUCUUCCCGAAGAUGCGAAAGAAGUGGACAAGCCAAGGGCAGUUGAGCCGAGGGUGGCUAAGCGAAAGGCUGUUGAUGCGAAGCUGAACGAUUCGGAGACUGGCUCUAAGAAGGCGAAGAGUCCCAAGGCAAAGGACUCGAAGACUAGAGAUUCGAAAACAAACAACACAAACACGACUGCCUCCAAGACGGGCGCCUCGAAGACAGUCAUCUCAAAGACAGUCACGCAACCCGAAAGACCUACAACAAAGGCAAAAUCGGCUGGCAAGGGGCAGUUGCCAUCGCCACCUUGUUCCAAUCGCUCUGCCAAAUCCAGCCAGUCAUCAAAGAGCAACUCUCCGGGAGUCUCCAAAUCUCCAAGAACUCCAACCAAAAGGUCUCCACAGAGCUCGCAGAGCUCGCAGAGCACUCCGACUCCUGUCCGCAUGCGCCGGAUUAUCCAGCCGCCUCACGAUCCCAAUAAGCCGACCCUACUUAAGGAGAAGUUUGGUCGCAUGAAGUGGUUGAAAAGGGCCGGCUCCGGCUCCAGCUCCAGCUCCAAGCCACCCGCUGUCACUGCCAACCCCGCCAAAGCCGCGCCCAUCAAGGACCGUGGCCUCAAAGCAGCCUUGAGAUAG